UGACGGUCUCCGCAGAACAAAAUAAACACCUGUCAAAUGGCCGCGCUCGGAAGAGACGCUGCAGGCGAAGCCAUCUCUUCUGAGCUGGACGUCACCGGUGCGGCCACCUUCUCUCCGCGCCUGCGCCGCGGCCUCCUCGCCUUCGCGUCGGACCUGCUGGAGGGCGCCCCCCUCCACCGGGGUUGACUAUUGGCGGAUGCGGACUCAAUUCCCCCACUGAGCAUGCGCACAUCUUGUUGCUGCAGCCUUGUACACUGCAGAGCCAGAGCUGGUCCCUAAGCGGAAGUGCUUCUCGGGGCUAGUUCUUGUAACGGUCCCCUCGGCAGCCUGCAGAAAAUCUGUUGUCCAGAGAGAGGUUGAGGGGGCGAGUGCGAGGGGUGAUGGGCGGAGUCAUGGGGAGUUCUAGGGGUUGAAUGAAGGGGGAUUUAUGCGGGUCAUUGAUGUUGGACCAAGGAGUCAGUGAAUGAGGCACUGUGACCUGCAGUAAGGACUCAUACGUACCCCUCAGGCCCUUCAGGUGCGCCCCGCCUCUUCUCUGCCCCUCUCCUUUUGCCUAAGCCCCAAGGUCGGGGCCUAGUGUGAAUGCUCCAGCUGAAGUGAAUCUGCACCCGAAGGCUUCCAUCCGGCUCCUAGGCACGACGCCCCAGUGAGCUCAGUCCUCACACAUCUCUGCCUUUUCCCAAGAAGAGCAGGAAAUGGCCAAACCCCAGGAACUCGUGACAUUUGAGGAUGUGGCUGUGGACUUCACCCAGGAGGAGUGGCAGUACCUGAACCCUCCACAGAGGACCCUGUACAGAGAUGUGAUGCUGGAGACAUACAACAACCUGGUCUCUGUGGCAGGGCACCAGGUUACCAAACCAGACCUCAUUUUCAAAUUGGAGGUAGAAGAGCUGUGCCCAGCAGAAGUAAAAAUUCCAAUUUGGAACUUUCCAGAAGAAGCCUACCAAGUUGAUGAACAGACUGAGAGACAGCCCCAGGAUGACCAAGAUAAAUGUUUGUUGAUGCAAGUUGGAUUCCCUGACAAGAAAACAAUUGUCACCAAGAGUGGCCAUGACUGUAAUGAAUUCGGAAACACAUUUCAUUUGAGUACAAACCUUAUUGUUUCAAUACAAACGCCCAAUAAACAUGAGUCAUUUGGAAAUAAUAUGGUAGAUACCUUAGACUUAUUUAAUAGAAGCUCUGCAGGAAAGAAACAUGAUAAUGGAUGUGCAACAUUAUUCUUCCAUACAGAGUAUGAGAAAACAACUCCUGGGAUGAAACCUCAUGGAUAUAAAGAGUGUGUGAAGGUCCUCAGGCGAAAGAAAGGUAUUAGUCUGCAUCAGAGAAUUAAAAAUGGAGAGAAACCCUUUGAAUGUACUGCAUGUAGGAAAACCUUCAGCAAGAAGUCACACCUCAUUGUACAUUGGAGAACUCACACAGGAGAGAAACCUUUUGGAUGUACUGAAUGUGGAAAAGCCUUUAGCCAAAAAUCUCAGCUCAUUAUACACCUGAGAACACAUACAGGAGAGCGACCCUUUGAGUGUCCGGAAUGUGGAAAAGCCUUCAGAGAAAAGUCAACUGUUAUUAUACAUUACAGGACUCAUACAGGAGAGAAACCUUAUGAAUGUAAUGAAUGUGGAAAAGCCUUCACUCAGAAGUCAAACCUCAUUGUCCAUCAGAAAACCCACACAGGAGAGAAAACUUAUGAAUGCACUAAAUGUGGGGAAUCUUUUAUACAGAAGGUUGAUCUAAUUAUACAUCAUAGUACUCAUACAGGAAAGAAACCCCAUGAAUGUAAUGAGUGUAAGAAGACUUUCAGUGAUAAAUCAACUCUCAUUAUACAUCAAAGAACUCACACGGGAGAGAAGCCUCAUAAAUGUACCGAAUGUGGGAAGUCUUUCAAUGAGAAGUCAACCCUCGUUGUGCAUCAGAGAACUCAUACAGGAGAGAAACCCUAUGAAUGUGAUGUUUGUGGGAAAACCUUCACCCAAAAGUCAAACCUUGGUGUACAUCAGAGAACUCAUUCAGGAGAGAAACCCUUUGAAUGUAAUGAAUGUGAGAAAGCAUUCUCUCAGAAAUCCUAUCUCAUGCUACACCAGCGAGGUCAUACAGGAGAGAAGCCCUAUGAAUGCAAUGAAUGUGAAAAAGCAUUUUCCCAGAAAUCAUACCUCAUUAUACAUCAAAGAACUCAUACAGAAGAAAAACCCUAUAAAUGUAAUGAAUGUGGCAAAGCCUUUAGAGAAAAGUCAAAGCUCAUUAUACAUCAGAGAAUUCAUACAGGAGAGAAACCCUAUGAAUGUCCUGUAUGUUGGAAAGCUUUUAGCCAGAAGUCACAGCUUAUAAUACAUCAGCGAACACACACAGGAGAGAAACCCUAUGCAUGCACUGAGUGUGGCAAAGCCUUCAGAGAAAAGUCAACAUUCACUGUACACCAGAGAACUCAUACUGGAGAGAAACCCUAUAAGUGUGCAGAAUGUGGGAAAGCAUUUACCCAAAAAUCAAACCUUAUUGUACAUCAGAGAACACAUACAGGAAAGAAAGCCCAUGGGAAAGGCCACACUCGAAAGUCAAAGCUCAUUGCACAUUAGAGAAUAAAUCAGUUGUGCCUGUUAUGUUUACUGAAGGAGAGUUUUCUCAACAUUUUAAAAGUAUGUUCUGACUUCUGGCUUAAAUAUGGGGAAUAAGCCAGCCUUUUUUCAUCUGUCUUCACCCAAAAGCUACAGGGAGAAAAAGAAGCAGAAGUGGAUCUGACAAAAUUAGGAGAUAGCUGAAACCCUGAUGAGAGGGCUGCCAGAGGCAGAGGGAAUGGGCAUGGGUAGGUGGGAGGUAGGAUGUUUCCUAGACCCAUUUGUGGUGGUAGGAGAGAUAGGCAGGGCCCUCAGUAAGGAAUUGUUCAUACAAACCAUAUUUGCAGAAAGUAGUCUGUACUCAUGGGAGACUCAGUUGACAGGUGCUAGGGCAAGAGAAGGCAGUGUUCCUUGUGCAGAACCCUACAGCUGCCCCUAUUUACUGACUCUGGAGAAGUCAAGUCUGAAAGAUCUACCAAAUGGAAAAAAAAUCUCAGUUGUAAGAAAAACUGAUCUGCCUAGAAUGUGACCCUGGUUUCUUAUCCCACAUGAACCUCCAGCAAAACUCUUAUUUGAAGAGGAAUGAUUCCAAAGUGAUCAAAAGCACAUGUGCACAUGGCUUUUGAGCCACCAAUUUCACAUCUAGGAAUAUAUGUAUUCAUGCAUGCACAAGCUGAUGAAUGUACAGAGGUAGUCAUUGAUGCACUGUUUGUGAAAACAAAAGGUUGGAAGCUGUCCAAGUGACACCACAAAGGGCCUGGUUUCUCAAAUCCUGGUAUGUUCAUACAGCAAACCCCUAGGUAGACAAACAAGAGUAAAUAUAUAAAGAGAACUUGGACACCAUUUGUUUAGUGAUGUGGGAUGAUCUCCAACAUAUAUUAUUAGGUGAAAACUGCAAGGUGCAGGACAGUGCAUAUAAUAUGCUACCCAUUUGAAUAUAAAAAGAACAAAUGGUUAGUAUGUAAUUGAGUAUAUUUGCAUAGACUAUCUCUGGAAAAAUACACAAGAAACUGGGAACCCUGAUUACCUCUGGGAAAGGGAAGUGGAGGGAUGGAAUUGGGAGGGGGACAACUGUGUAUCUUUUCAUAACUUUCGAAAAUUACACUGUGUGGGUGUACUACC
Molecule: messenger RNA, 3668 nt
Organism: Manis pentadactyla (Chinese pangolin)
Lineage: Eukaryota; Metazoa; Chordata; Mammalia; Pholidota; Manidae
Product: zinc finger protein 182
Exons: 6
Coding region: 696-2567 (623 amino acids)
Biological process (GO): negative regulation of transcription by RNA polymerase II; central nervous system development
Cellular component (GO): nucleus
Molecular function (GO): DNA-binding transcription repressor activity, RNA polymerase II-specific; RNA polymerase II cis-regulatory region sequence-specific DNA binding
Source: RefSeq, a predicted model, not a curated record